AAGACCGAAUGUUCCAGGGCGCAGAGCGAAACUUUAACUUUGGCUCGUCGUAUCAGCGGGGACUAAAUACCAAAAUACAGCCAUGCUAUGAAUAUAGUUAUGAGUUCAGUCUUUGUUGAUUUGAAGGCUCUUCUUUGAUAUUUCGAUAAUACCGAAAUAUUUGCAGCAAAUAAGAAAGAAAAAUACUGACCGAGAGCGAGCGAGAGAAGGGAAUCAAAGAUGCAGGUCUCUGUGGUGCUGUGUAGCAUGAUAACUUUCUUUCUUCGCAGUCAAGGCGUGUUGGGCAGUGCGGAGUGUUCAUGCGGGCGCAACCACUUCACGUGUGCAGUGAGCGCGUUUGGGGAGUGUACAUGUAUCCCGGCCCAGUGGCAGUGUGACGGGGACAACGACUGUGGAGAUCACAGCGACGAGGAUGGAUGCAUGCUGCCCACCUGCUCUCCACUGGACUUCCACUGUGACAAUGGGAAGUGUAUCCGCCGCUCCUGGGUGUGUGACGGGGACAACGACUGUGAGGAUGACUCCGACGAACAGGAUUGUCCUCCUAGAGAGUGUGAAGAGGAUGAGUUCCAUUGUCAGAACGGCUACUGCAUCCGCAGCCUGUGGCACUGUGAUGGGGACAAUGACUGUGGGGAUAACAGUGACGAGCUGUGUGACAUGCGUAAGUGUUCCGAUAAGGAGUUUCGCUGUACAGAUGGGAGCUGCAUUGCUGAACACUGGUACUGUGAUGGAGACACUGACUGCAAGGACGGAUCAGACGAGGAAAACUGCCCAUCUGAUGUAAUGACGGCCACUUGUAGUGUUGAAGAGUUCCAAUGUGCGUACGGACGCUGUAUUCUGGACAUUUACCACUGUGACGGAGAUGACGACUGUGGAGACUGGUCUGAUGAGUCCGACUGCUCCUCCCACCAGCCUUGUCGUUCUGUGGAGUUCAUGUGCAGCAGUGGGAUGUGCAUCAACGCUGGCUGGAGGUGUGACGGGGAGUUUGACUGUGAUGACCAAUCAGAUGAGAAGAACUGCACCACCUCCAUGUGUACUGCGGAUCAGUUCCGCUGUGCAUCGGGACGCUGUGUCAGGUUGUCAUGGAGAUGUGACGGAGAGGAUGACUGCUCUGACGGCAGCGAUGAAGAUGACUGUGAGAAGACUGACACCCCUCCAUGUGCUCCAGACCAGUUUCUGUGUGGUAACGGCCGCUGUAUUGGCCAGAGGAAGGUCUGUAAUGAGGUCAGCGACUGUGGAGAUGGGACUGAUGAACACCCUCACCAGGACUGCCGCCCGCGGUCCAGCGAUGGCAACUGUAACCUGAAUAACGGAGGCUGUUCUCAGAAAUGUCAGAUGGCCAGAGGUCUGGUACAGUGUACCUGUCAUACUGGCUACAGACUGAUGGAGGAUGGCAGGGCCUGCCAGGAUGUGGAUGAGUGUGCAGAGGAGGGCUACUGCAGCCAGGGCUGUACCAACACAGAGGGAGGGUUCCAGUGCUGGUGUGUGCAGGGCUAUGAGCUGAGGCCUGACAAGCGCAGCUGCAAGGCGCUGGGUCCUGAGCCAGUGCUGCUGUUUGCGAACCGUAUAGACAUCCGCCAGGUUUUGCCCCACCGGUCAGAGUACACUCUGCUGCUGAACAACCUGGAAAAUGCCAUCGCUCUGGACUUCCACCACAACCAGGAGCUGGUCUUCUGGUCUGAUGUCACGCUCGAUCGCAUCAUGAAGGCUAACCUAAACGGGAGCAAUGUGGAGGAAGUGGUUUCCACUGGCUUAGAGAGUCCAGGUGGUCUGGCUAUAGACUGGAUCCAUGACAAGCUAUACUGGACUGACUCAGGGACAUCCCGUAUUGAGGUGGCCAAUCUGGAUGGAACCCACCGCAAGGUCCUCCUAUGGCAGAGCAUGGAGAAACCCCGAGCCAUCGCACUGCACCCUAUAGAGGGUAAGAUCUACUGGACGGACUGGGGUAACACUCCUCGUAUCGAGUAUGCCAACAUGGACGGCUCCAACCGCCGCGUCAUCGCCGACACCCACUUGUUCUGGCCCAACGGGCUGACCAUCGACUACGCCGGGCACCGUAUGUACUGGGUGGACGCCAAGCAUCACGUCAUCGAAAGAGCUGACCUUGACGGACGGAACCGUAAGGCCGUCAUCAGCCAAGGCUUGCCCCAUCCAUUUGCCAUCACGGUAUUUGAGGAUAGCCUUUACUGGACAGACUGGCACACCAAGAGCAUCAACAGUGCCAACAAGUUCACAGGCAAGAACCAGGAGAUCAUCAGAAACAAGCUGCACUUCCCAAUGGAUAUACACACACUGCACCCGCAGAGACAGCCCGCAGGUGGGCGUAACCGAUGUGGGACCAACAACGGGGGCUGCAGCCACCUCUGUCUCCCUGGCAACAAGACCUAUACCUGCGACUGCCCCACGGGCUUCAAGAAAGUGGACCAGCAUAACUGUGCCCUGAGUCUUGACAAGUUCCUGCUUUUUGCCCGAAGGACGGACAUCCGACGAAUCAGCUUCGACACCGAGGACAUGUCGGAUGAUGUCAUCCCGCUGGCCGACGUACGCAACGCCGUGGCACUGGACUGGCAUGCCGAGGAGGGCUUCAUCUAUUGGACGGACGUCACCACAGACUCCAUCAACCGGGCCCAAUGGGACGGCUCAAGGCAGGAGGUGGUGGUGGACACCAGUCUGGAAAGUCCAGCCGGUCUGGCUAUUGACUGGGUGACCAACAAACUUUACUGGACCGAUGCAGGUACAGAUCGUAUCGAGGUAUCUAAUGCAGACGGGAGCAUGCGUACUGUUCUGAUCUGGGAGAAUCUUGACCGACCCAGGGACAUCGUGGUUGACCCAAUUGGAGGAUAUAUGUACUGGACAGACUGGGGUGUGAGUCCUAAGAUAGAGCAGGCAGGGAUGGACGCAUCCAGCCGUAUCGUCAUCAUCUCUUCCAACCUGACAUGGCCUAACGGACUGGCAAUUGACUACCAAACACAGCGCCUGUACUGGGCCGACGCCGGGAUGAAGACCAUCGAGUUUGGCAACUUUGAUGGCUCAGACAGACAGGUGUUGAUUGGCAGUCAGUUGCCCCACCCCUUUGGGCUGACUCUGCAUGAGGAGAAGCUCUAUUGGACAGACUGGCAGUCAAAGAGCAUCCAGUGUGCCAACAAAAUGACUGGCCUGGGACGACAGACACUCGCCGAGAACCUGGAGAACCUCAUGGAUAUUCACAUGUUCCACCGCUACCGCACCACCGUGCGGACACCUUGUGCGGUGAAUAAUGGGGGCUGCAGUCACCUGUGUCUGUUGGCUCCACCCACAAAAGGCUCCAGCUGUACCUGUCCUACUGGCAUCAACCUUCAGCUGGACGGAAAGACCUGCACACACGGGAUGAGUAGUUUCCUGAUCUUUGCACGGCGGACUGAUAUCAGGAUGGUCUCUCUGGACAUCCCCUACUUUGCUGAUGUGGUGCUGGCUGUCAACAGAUCCAUGAAAAACACCAUCGCCAUUGGAGUGGACCCUAAAGAGGGUAAAGUGUACUGGUCAGACAGCACACUGAAGAAGGUGAGUAGAGCUAACAUCAAUGGGACAGCUCAUGAGGAUAUCAUCGCUACAGGUCUGAUGACCACUGAUGGUCUGGCGGUGGAUGCGGUGGGUCGCAAGAUCUACUGGACGGACACCGGAACGAACCGGAUAGAGGUGGCCAACCUGGACGGCUCCAUGAGGAAGGUUCUGAUCUGGCAGAACCUGGACAGCCCGCGAGCCAUCGCCCUCUACCACGAGAUGGGGUAUAUGUACUGGACAGACUGGGGGGAGCAUGCUAAGCUGGAGCGGUCAGCGAUGGAUGGCUCAGACCGUUUGGUUCUGAUCAGUAACAACCUUGGCUGGCCCAACGGACUGGCCAUCGACAGUGCCGGCUCACAGCUACUGUGGGCUGACGCACACACAGAGCGCAUCGAGGCGGCAGACCUGAAUGGGCUGAACCGCCAUACCCUGGUAUCCCCGGUUCAGCACCCGUACGGUCUGACCCUACUAGGACCACACAUCUACUGGACCGACUGGCAGAGCCGCAGCAUCCAGCGAGCUGACAAAACCACCGGCGCCAACACCAUCACCGUGCGCAGCAACCUGCCCGGGCUCAUGGACAUACAGGCCGUGGAUAGAGAGAAGCCACUGGGUUUCAAUAAGUGUGGUAGAAGGAACGGGGGCUGUAGCCACCUGUGUCUGCCCCGCCCCAACGGUACUUCCUGUGCCUGUCCCACCGGCAUCCUCCUCAAGGGGGAUGCCAGGUCAUGUGACGACUCCCCCGAGACCUACCUGCUCUUCUCCAACCGGGUCAGCGUGCGACGCAUCUCCCUGGACACAAAUGACCACACAGAUGUGCAUGUGCCCGUGCCUGAGCUGCACAACGUCAUCUCACUGGACUACGACAGCGUGGACGGGAAGCUGUACUACACCGAUGUCAGCCUGGAUGUUAUCAGACGGGCCAACCUAGAUGGUACAGGGAUGGAGACAGUGAUAAGCCAGGGUCUGAAGACUACUGAUGGUCUGGCUGUGGACUGGGUGACCAGGAAUAUGUACUGGACAGACACAGGUCGCAACACCAUUGAGGUGGCCCGACUGGACGGGACCAGCCGCAAAGUACUAGUCAACAACAGCCUGGAUGAACCCAGGGCCAUCGCUGUGUUUCCCAGCAAAGGGUACCUGUUCUGGACAGACUGGGGUCACAUUGCUAAGAUUGAGCGGGCACACCUAGACGGAUCAGACCGUAAAGUUCUGAUUAACACAGACCUGGGCUGGCCCAACGGACUCACACUGGACUACGACACACGCAGGAUCUUCUGGGUGGAUGCUCACCUGGACCGCAUUGAGAGUUCUGACCUAAACGGAAAGCUCCGGCAAAUCCUCAUCAGCCCUGUGUCCCACCCCUUCGCCCUCACACAGUUGAAGCCGGUGUCCUCCCCUCUAACCCCUUUCUCCCGACUCUCGCAGCAAGACCGUUGGAUCUACUGGACGGACUGGCAGACUAAGUCCAUUCAGCGUGUGGACAAACACACUGGCCGCAGCAAGGAGACAGUCCUGGCCAACGUGGAGGGCCUCAUGGACAUCAUCAUAGUCUCGCCACAGAGGCAGAGCGGCACUAACCACUGUGGGGUGAAUAAUGGAGGAUGUACUCAUCUCUGCUUCGCUAAUACAAACAGCUUUGUCUGUGCCUGCCCUGAUGAACCAGACAGCAGGCCCUGCUCCACAAUCUCAGGUUAUGUGCCAACCUCACCAGACAGAGAGACCACCAGCACCCCAGCCCCUAACAAGAUCCCCAAAGCCCCCACAGACACGCCUCAGCAAGGACCCCCACUGAUUAACUGCACAGACAAGAGCCUGAGUGUGGAGGGCUGCUUAGAGAGCAAUGUGGUGACGGCUCCUCACGGGGAGGGGCUUCAUAUCAGCUAUGUGAUUGGAGGAGCGUUGACCAUUCUGGCCAUCCUGAUAAUCAUCACUGCCUUCAUUAUUUACAGACACAAAAAGUCUAAGUUUGCUGACCCCGGGGUGAGCAACCUGACAUACAGUAACCCCUCAUAUAGGACGUCAACGCAAGAGGUCAAGAUUGAGACCUCUCAAAAGCCGCCCAUUUACAACCAGCUACGAUAUAAGAAAGAGGGGGGCGGGGACAGUGGCUACACCAAGGAGAAGAUCCGCAUCGUGGAAGGAGUGUGUCUCCUCUCCAGCGAGGAGCUGUACUGGGAGGACCUGAAGCAGCUGAAGCCGUCACGUGGUGGUCUGCACACAUGCAUGCGCACGGACACUGUGUCCCUGCAGGCCAGCAGCGCCUCGCUGGACGACGGCGAGACAGAGCAGUUGCUCCAAGAGGAGACGUCAGAGUGUUCGUCCAUAAACACGCUGACCCCCGUCACCGUCACACCACAACGCCACCCCCAACACAGCCUGCCCGACACCGGCUGGACCCCCGCACGCAAACCCUCCACCGAGAGUGAGGUGUAAGGGAGGCCUCUUGCUUCACUGCCUCCCCACUCCUACUCUUUACCCUUAGUCCUCCUGAUCCCUUCAACUACACACCCUUUUACACACACACACACACACACACACACACCUGUAUACAGUAUACAUGCAUACAGUAAACGAUACGUACUUAUGCUUCAGGCCACAGUGAGUCAUACACAAACUGACACUCACACAGAUAGGUGGUACAUACAAACAUUACAGUCACAUACAUACUUCAUGCUACACACAUUUAUGCAUGCAUACAAAUCUGUCAUCUCCUUGGCCCGCUGGACUUCGUCCUACACACACACAUCCGCACUCUUACCACCACCCUCUCACAACCACAAACUGACUCACCGCUACCCACUUCAGGCAACAGACUGAAUUACAAUUUACAAGCAUGCUGGAAAAAGAAAGCAAAAAAAUACACUUUGAGAAAAGAAAUGACAAACAGAGAAAGAAAUGACAUCUGGAGCCUUUUUAAAGAAUGCAACCCCUCAAGGUGAGGGCCGCUUAGUAUAUUACAUUGCAUUUUUUGUGAAGUUUUUGACAAAGCUAAAAACGAUAUACUCCCGCAGGAGACUAUGUAACAAACUGCUCGCUCUCUCUAUAAUGCCACUCAUCAUAUACCAUGUCCUUAUGAACUCUAUUUAUGAACUUUUUGUUCUUUGAGUUGGUUUUUGCUGAUUUUAAAGAAUGGUGAGAGUGUUGUGUAGAUCUCUAUUACAGUAUGACCCAGUCAUUCAAACCUCUAUAUUUAUGUGCCAAAGGGUGGAGCUUCGCUACGUCUACAUUUAUACUAGAAUAACAUUUUAUAGGCUAUGUGCCACGUAAAGGACAGACAGACAGUUACCUAUGGGAGAGCUCAGCAAUGGGACGAUCUGUUUCAAACAUGUUUCACAUUGUAUUACCUCCUCUUCUAAAACCAACCAUGGACUUAUCUAUCUGGUCUCUCUUAACUGGUACUCUUGACAGGUCCUGGAAACUGGUACUCUAGAUUGGUACUGGAAAUGGGAACUCUAGACUGGUACUGGAAACUGCAUUAACAAUCGUUGAAAUCCAUUCAUUUUAAAAAUCUAAAGUAAACUGCAAGUAAACCAUUUCUGGUCCUCGUGGAAUAGCAUUCUCGAUGAAGUAUAAGUGCCAAACAUUUUUUUCAUUUUUUUCUUUCCUCAGUUUGAUAUUUCUUGGAGUUUGUAAAAUGUGCUUGACAUUCUUUUAGCUGUUCUGAUUAAGGCAAAUAUCUGUCAUCUCUGAACCUGUAAAGCACUGUACACUUAGUGCCCACUGUUCUAGUCUAAACUAUAGAAUAAGCUUCAGUGUAUUAUGUCAUUCAGACGUAUUGACUUCUCCACAUUCUUACUUUACGGCCUUAUUCUGAAAUUGAUUAAAUAUGUUUUUUCCCUCAUCAACCUCCACACAAUACCCCAUAAUGACAAAGAGAGAACUGUUUUUUAGAAAUAUUUACACAUUAUAUACAAAAAUGUAAAACAGAUGCCUUAUUUACAUAAGUAUUCAGACCCUUUGCAAUAAGACUCAAAAUUGAGCUCAGGUGCAUCCUGUUUCCAUUGAUCAUCCUUGAGAUAUUUCUACAACUUGAUUGGAGUCCACCUGUGGUAAAUUCAACUGAUUGGACAUUAUUUGGAAAGGCACACACCUGUCUUUAUAAUGUCCCAAAGUUGACAGUCCAUGUCAGAGCAAAAACCAUGCCAUGAGGUCGGAGGAAUUGUCCAUAGCUCAGACACAGGAUUGUGUCGAGGCACAGAUCUGAAGAAGGUUCAAAAGAACACAGUGGCCUCCAUCGUUCUUAAAUGGAAGAAGUUUGGAACCACCAAGACUCUUCCCAGAGCUGGCCGCCCGGCCAAACUUAGCAAUUGGGGGAGAAGGGCCUUGGUCAGGGAGGUGAACAAGAACACAUUGGUCACUCUGACAGAGCUCCAGAGUUUCUCUGUGGAGAUGGGAGAACCUUCCAAAAGGACAACCAUCUCUGUAGCUCUCAACCAAUCAGGCCUUUAUGGAAGUGGCCAGAGGGAAGCCACUCCUCAGUAAAAGGCAGUUUGCCAAAAGGCACGUAAAGACUCUCAGACCAUGAGAAACAAGAUUCUCCGUUCUGAUGAAACCAAGAUUGAACUCUUUGGCCUGAAUGCCAAGCAUCACGUCUGGAGGAAACCUGGCACCAUCCUUACGGUGAAGCAAGGUGGUGGCAGCAUCAUGCUGUGGGGAUGUUUUUCAGCGGCAGGGACUGGGAUACUAGACUGGAUCGAGGGAAAGGUUCACCUUACAACAGGACAACGACCCUAAGCACAAAGCCAAGACAACGCAGGAGUGGCUUUGGAACAAGUCUCAAUGUCCUUGAGUGGCCAAGCCAGAGCCCGGACUUAAACCUAAUCGAACAUCUCUGGAGAGACCUGAAAAUAGCUGUGCAGCAAAACUCCCCAUCCAACCUGACAGAGCUUGAGAGGAUCUGCAGAGAAGAAUAGGAGAAACUACCCAAAUGCAGGUGUGCCAAGCUUGUAGCGUCAUACACAAGAAGCCAAAAGCGCUUAAACAAUGUACUGAUUAAAGGGUCUGAAUACUUAUGUAAAUGUGAUAUUUCAGUUUUUUUUUUAUACAUUUGCAAAAAUGUCAAACUGUUUUAGUGUUGUCAUUGUUGGGUAUUGUGUGUAGAUUGAGGGGGGAAAAAAUAUUGAAUCUAUUUUAGAAUAAGGCUGUAACAUAAAAAUGUGGAAAAAUUCAAGGGGUCUGAAUACUUUUCGAAUGCACCGUACAGUAUAUGAGAUUACCAUGAACCAUAUAUCACAGAGAUGUUACCUUAGACAAAGAAUAUACCACUGGUAAUUUACGGAACCAUCCAUAUUAUUCAAAUAAAAACAAUAUAUAUUACAUAUGCAGCGUUUACCGUGAAUGCAGUCUCCGCGAACUUGGGAACAUUGCCUUUACAUUUCAAUCACGCCGUAGUGCGGAUCUUCAACAUUACGGAUUGAAUUUAGCCCUUAGAUUAACAUUGUUUUGUACUGUACAAUCUGUCAUUGAAAUGCAUAGGGUGGGAAAUAGAGCAUUGCACUGGACAGAUAUCAGUUUGAGUUCUCAAAACCAUGUAUCUUGAAGUAACUUCAAGUUCAGCAACAUGCUGAUUUGCUGCUAGACAGGAAUUCCACAGCACUGAUGCCAAUGAGAGAAGGUCUUGGCAGCUAUUUUACCUGAGGUCUCUGAUGGUUGGAUCACAGACGCAUCAAUCUGACCAAUGCUUCAAUCAUUAACUACGCUAACACACAGAAUCCCACCCACUCAGCGAAGGUUUCUAAGCUGUACAGAUUUUACCAUGCAUUUUAAGCAGACAAAUUGUCAAAUAUAUUGUGUUGAUUUUGUUGUAUAGAGAGUAUUUUGUACAAAGGGAUUUCAUUAUUGUUUUUACUUGUAUUAAUAUUACUCACUGGAGAAGAACAUUUUUGUUUUGCUGGAUUAUUUAACCACUGUGUUUCCAAACAUUGUAAAUUAUAGGGUUGCUGCCAGUUAUUUAAUAAUGGUCACAUAUAACUGUUGUAAAGUUAACUAAAAGAGAUAUUUAUGAUUUCUUUGUUUGGUUGUCACUUAAUGUGUAAAUAUGAAAAAUACUAAAUGAAUUUCCUGCAGUACUAACAAGCUGUGUUGUGUGAUGUAGUGAAUUACCCCUUUGCUAUCUUUUAAUAUAAACUGCGUGACACAA
Oncorhynchus keta (chum salmon) is the source of this 9679-nucleotide messenger RNA. RefSeq names its product low-density lipoprotein receptor-related protein 4. Gene Ontology annotation, molecular function: calcium ion binding; protein binding. Lineage: Eukaryota; Metazoa; Chordata; Actinopteri; Salmoniformes; Salmonidae. The record is from RefSeq and is a predicted model, not a curated record. The coding region runs from base 220 to 5973 and encodes 1917 amino acids. The transcript is spliced from 38 exons.